CAUGACGGGAAGUGUAGCCUUGGCGGCCAUCUUGGAUAGAAUGAAAGCGCACGUUGCGUAGUCGUCCAUUUUUUAUAGACUUGUUAACACGAGCGCAUUUUAUCAUUCAAGAUGGAUUUUCAGCAUCGCGCAGGAGGUAAAACUGGAUCUGGAGGGGUCGCCUCAUCGUCAGAAUCGAACCGAGACAGAAGAGAAAGGCUGAGACAGCUAGCAUUGGAAACGAUCGACCUCAACAAGGAUCCUUAUUUUAUGAAAAAUCAUCUUGGUUCUUAUGAGUGCAAGUUAUGUUUAACCCUACAUAAUAAUGAGGGAAGUUAUUUAGCUCACACCCAAGGCAAGAAGCAUCAGUCAAAUCUAGCACGCCGAGCUGCAAAGGAGGCCAAGGAUGCUCCAGCUCAACCAGCACCUGAAAAGCCAAGAGUCUCAUUAAAGAAGUUUGUAAAGAUUGGAAGACCUGGUUAUAAAGUGACAAAACAAAGGAAUCCAGAUAAUGGUCAGCACAGUUUAUUAUUCCAGGUUGACUAUCCUGAAAUCGCUGAAGGAGUGGUCCCAAGACAUCGAUUUAUGUCUGCUUAUGAGCAGAGGAUAGAACCGCCCAAUAAGCAAUGGCAGUACUUGCUAUUUGCUGCAGAACCAUAUGAGACAAUAGCUUUUAAAAUUCCCAGUCGAGAGAUUGAUAAAGAAGAAGGCAAAUUCUGGACCCAGUGGAACAGAGAUACAAAACAGUUUUAUAUCCAGUUCCAUUUCCGACUCUCCCCGCACCAGCUGCAGAUGCAACAACAGCAGCAGCAGAACCGCAAGCAACCCCCUCCACUAAUGCCGCCUGGACUUGUACCACAACGACCCCGUAACAUACCUGCUGCAAACCCUCUUAACCCAUUUUCCAAUCAGUGAGUGGGCAACUCCGUGAAAGGCCACUUGGAGUUGUGUUGACUUAGUGCAUCUGCAUGGCUGAAACAAGUUCGGCGGCUCACAGGGAAAAAUCCAACACAACAGACAAGCCAAGAGGAUUUGGGCAACCUUCUCAAAAAUCCCUGUCACAUACAGUACAACAACAGCAAAAACUCUUGCAUUAUUUAUAAUUUUUAGUUAGUUUUUAACCCAGUUCUAUUUUUGUUUUUCGUGUCUCUUCGCCAUCUUCUGAGUAAAACUGAGUAGAAACCUCA
Molecule: messenger RNA, 1166 nt
Organism: Nematostella vectensis (starlet sea anemone)
Lineage: Eukaryota; Metazoa; Cnidaria; Anthozoa; Actiniaria; Edwardsiidae
Product: splicing factor 3A subunit 2
Exons: 9
Coding region: 112-894 (260 amino acids)
Biological process (GO): spliceosomal complex assembly
Cellular component (GO): catalytic step 2 spliceosome; U2-type prespliceosome; nucleus
Molecular function (GO): zinc ion binding; nucleic acid binding
Source: RefSeq, a predicted model, not a curated record